This is a messenger RNA of Strongyloides ratti, 1353 nucleotides long. RefSeq names its product Trifunctional enzyme subunit beta, mitochondrial. Gene Ontology annotation, biological process: fatty acid beta-oxidation. The record is from RefSeq and is a predicted model, not a curated record. Gene Ontology annotation, molecular function: acyltransferase activity, transferring groups other than amino-acyl groups. Lineage: Eukaryota; Metazoa; Nematoda; Chromadorea; Rhabditida; Strongyloididae. The transcript has a single exon. Bases 1 to 1353 code for a protein of 450 amino acids.
AUGCUUAGAUCUCGUUCUGUAGUACCCACAAUUGUAAGAAAUUUUGCCUCAAAAAAAGAACUUCCAAAGAAAGGUCUUCCAAAUGUUGUUUUUGUUGAUGGUGUCCGGACGCCUUUUGCUGUUUCAGGGACAGUUUUUAAAGACAUGAUGGCGGUUGAUUUACAAAGACAUGCUCUUAAAUCAAUUGUUAGUAGAACAAAAAUUGAUUUUUCUGACAUUGGACAUAUUACUUGUGGUACUGUUAUUCAAGAACCAAAAACCUCAAAUGUAGCGAGAGAAGCUGCUUUAACUGCAGGUUUUCCAUCCAAAAUUCCUUGUCAUACAGUAACAUUGGCAUGUAUUUCAUCUAAUGUAGCAAUGACCGAUAUUGCAACAAAAAUUCAAACUGGGUAUUGUGAAGCUGGAUUGGCCGGAGGUGUCGAAGUAUUGUCUGAUGUGCCAAUUAGGUAUAACAGAAAAGCAAGAGCUGCAAUGUUAUCCAUAGGAAAAGCCAAAAGUUUGCCAGAAAAAUUGAAAUUAGGAAAAACUAUUCUUUCAAAUCUUCUUAGCCCUGAAUUACCAGCUGUUGCUGAAUAUACAACAGGAGAAGUUAUGGGAACAAGUGGUGAUCGUCUUGCAACAGCUUUCAAUGUAUCUAGACAAGAACAAGAUGAUUUUGCUCUUAGAUCCCACACAUUAGCAGAUAAAGCUUUUAAAGAGGGUAAAUUAACUGAUAUUGCUCCAAUGUUUGUUGGUGGAAAAAAAUCUGAAACAAUAGAUUUUGACAAUGGAAUUAGAAUAACUCCAAUGGAGAAAUUAUCUAAAUUGAAGCCUGCAUUUAUUAAACCACAUGGAACUAUUACUGCUGGUAAUGCAUCAUUCUUGACUGAUGGCGCUUCUGCUGCUCUUCUCACUUCCGAAGAGUUUGCCUUAAAAAAAGGAUUCAAACCAAAAGCUUACAUUAGGGAUUAUCUUUAUGUCGCUCAGGAUCCAAAAGAUCAACUUCUUCUUUCUCCUGCAUACGUUAUUCCUAAACUUUUAGAUAAAAAUGGUCUUUCCAUAAAUGAUAUAGAUGUUUGGGAAAUUCAUGAGGCUUUUGCUGGACAAGUUCUUGCUAACUUAAAUGCUAUGGAUUGUGAAUUUUUCUGUAAAACAGAAAUGAAAAGAAAUGGCAAAUUUGGUCGUCUUCCAAUGGAAAAAAUAAAUCUAUGGGGAGGAUCAUUAUCAUUAGGCCAUCCAUUUGGAGCUACAGGUGUAAGACUUAUGUCCCACGCUGCAGGUCGUCUUAAGGCAGAAGGAGGUCAAUUUGCUGUCAUUGCAGCUUGUGCCGCCGGAGGCCAUGGUGUAGGCAUGCUUGUUGAAACUUAUCCUUAG